Closterium sp. Naga37s-1 is the source of this 5511-nucleotide messenger RNA. The record is from the annotation of a GenBank genome assembly. Lineage: Eukaryota; Viridiplantae; Streptophyta; Zygnematophyceae; Desmidiales; Closteriaceae.
AUGAGGCGCGGGGACGGGCGCGCAGCGGGCACGUCCCCCCAGCAGGUGCAGAACGCGCACAAGGGGCGCAGCCUGCCGAGCGUGCGGAGUGUGUCGGCGGGGCUGCUGCCGUCGUUCCGCGCCAUCUCCAGCUACCUCCGCCAUGUCUCCUCCUCCGCCGACUCCCUCGUCGCCUCCGCUGUCCGCUCCGCCUCCGCGUCGGUCGCGGCGGCCAUGGCGCCCGGCGACGACAGCCAGAACAAGGAGCAGGUCACAUGGGCGGGUUUCGGGUGGUUGGAGCAGGGGUCCUCCCGCGGCGCGUCCGUGCCCGUGUCCGGCACGCGCCACGUGCUCCUCGUGGCGUACACCACGGGCUUCCACGUGUGGGACGUGAGCCACCCACACGCCGUGCAAGAGCUCGUCUCGCGACGCGACGGCCCGGCGGACUCGUUGCAUCCCAUCCCUUACGUCUCUAGAACCCCCCCGGAUAGUCCGCUCCGCGACGCGCAUCCCGUGCUCUGCGUCGUGUGCCCCGCUGCCGUCGCGCCUCCGCCGUUCUCGGCCGCAGCCUUGGGAUCUCCGAGCUUGUCCGCCCAAUUUCCGUACCUGGACGACGAUGAACCGUACGCUGACGUGGCGGACGGGACAGACGAGCCGUACGCGUGCGGAGAUGAAACGGGUGGCGAGCAGAGCGCGCUGCGGUUCUACUCGAUGCGGAGCGGUUCGUAUGUGCACUCGAUUACAGUGGCGGGGCGGGUGAUGGGCGUGAGGAGCAACCGCAGCGUGCUGGCAGUGGCUGUCACGGAACAGGUGUAUAUAUACGAUUUGCCAUCACUGCGCACGGCAUUCAGUGUGCUCACGCACCCGCACCCCCUGCCCUCCGCCCUCCCCGGCAUCGCCCGCACGUCCCCCCACGGCGCCCUCGCCCUGGGCGCGCGCUGGCUCGCCUACCCCUCCAACCAGCCCCUCGCCCCCCCCGCCUCCGCCCCCCUCCCCUCCUCCGCCUCCUCCUCCGCGGCUGCUGCUGCUGCAGCGGGGGCGGGGGCGGCGCUGGUGGCGCAUUAUGCCAAGGAGUCAGGGAAGCAGCUGGCAGGGGGGAUAGCCGUCCUGGGGGACCUGGGGGUGCGGGCGGUCGGCAAGUAUUGGACAGACAUGGUGGCGGAGUCCGCCGGUGGCUCAGGUGUUUCCAGCGCGUCAGGUGCUUCAGGUGUUGCGGCAGGGUUGGGAUCCCCCUGGAGCAGCAGGAGCCCGGAGCUCAUGUUUGCCCCUGACUCACCACACGCAUUCGUCUCUGGAGCGUCAGUAGUAUCGGGAGCAUCGGUAUCGGGGUGGUCAAUGGAUGGGUAUGCGGACGCGAGUCCCAGGGCAGCAGCACUGCAGCACUCUCCUUCACCACCGCACCUCCCACCUGCCGACCCCGUCCAUGCCGGCAACGUGAUGGUGCGGGACGUGGCCACGCGGGCAGUGAUAGCGCAUUUCAAGGCGCAUGGCAGCGCCAUCGCACUCCUUGCGUUUGACAGCUCGGGCACGCUGCUGCUCUCCGCCUCACACGCCGGCCACUCCCUCAACGUCUUCCGCCUCACCCCUGCCCCCUCGCCCCUCCACUCCCCUGCCGCCAACGCACCCCUCCUCGACUCACACGCCCAGUCGCCACCAGACGGCUGCUCCUAUGUGCAUUUGUACAGGCUUCACCGCGGCCUCACUAACGCUGUGAUACAGAGCGCUACCGUUUCACAUGAUGGCAGGUGGGUGGCGGUGUCAUCAGUGCGCGGCACCACACACCUCUUCGCCAUCUCCCCUUUCGGAGGCCCCGUAGGCCCUGCCACACACCUCCCCUCCGCGCCCUCGCCCACGCUCCUCCACCCUGUAUAUACCCACAACCCCUCCCUCCUCCCCCCACCCCCCCCGCGCCCCUGGUGGUCCGCGCACGCCCCCCUGCGCGCGUCCCCCGCGCCCCCGCGCGCCCCCCUACGCAUCCCUGCGCCAGUGGCGCUGGCAUCAGUGGGGCGCAUUCGGAAUGCCAACAGUGGGUGGCGGGGGAACGUUACAGGCGUGGCGGCAGCAGCUGCUGGGUUGGGGGGAGAGAUUCCAGGCGCCGUUGCUGCUGCUUUCAACUUUGGGGGGGUGGCAGGUGCUGGGGGUUUUGGGAUGAUGGGAGGGAGUGGGGUUGUUCGGCACCAGCAGCACCAGCAGCAGCGGCAGCAGCAGGUAGCUUCCGGGCAGUUUUUCGGGCAGCCGGACUGGGCUCCGCAGCCAAUAGCGGAGCAGCUGUGGGUGUUUUCCCCCUUGGGGCACCUGAUACGCUACCACCUCACUCCCUUCGCCGCUGCUGCUGACCCCUCCUCCUCGUCCUCCUCCCCCUCUCACACCCACAGCAUCCCCAUGCCUGCUCCCCAUGCAUACACGCACCACCAGCAGUACACCAGCCACACAUAUGACCCCAGAGGCAUGUACAUGCCAUCCCACGUCACUGUCAGAGAAGCAGGCAUGCACCCCAGCAUAGGUGAAAUGGGUUCCUCCCCCGGGUUUCCCCCAUAUUCCCCCUUCCCCCCCGCGCCCCCCAUGGCCCAGUCCGACUCGUCAGUGCAGGGAGGGCGCUCCUUUGAGCGCCUGCCCUCUCUCCCCACUCUCGCGCUGCGCUCUGCUGCCGCUGCUGCGGGGGUGAGGGGCAUGGGGGGAAUGGGGGGCGCGGGCGCAGGGGGGGAGGUGGUGGUGAGGGUGGCGGCAGAGGCGAGUGAGGUGUGGGACGUGUGCCGCCGCGUGAGCUGGAGCGACCGUGACGACCCCAUUCCCGUUGACAGCUCGUGGGUUGACGGCCACGGUGCCAGCACUGAUGCUUCUGCUGCUGGCGGUGCUGGUUCUGCUGCUGGCGGUGCUGGUUCUGCUGCUGGAGCUGGAGCUGCUGCGGAUGUUGCGUCCUCAGCGUCAGGGGAGGCAGGGCAGGGAGCUGGGGAGGGUGCGAGGCAGAGGGCGGCAGAGGAGGAGCAGCAGAGGGCGUAUCUGAUGCACGCGGAGGUGCAGCUGUCCACCAGCGGAGCCACGCCCCUGUGGGCUCGCUCCUAUGUGCAGCUACAGCCAGAGGACCCACCAGUUGAGCUCCAGUUGCUGCAGAAGCAGCAUGAGCAGCAGCAGCAGCAGCAGGUGGUGCAUGGGGGACAGCAGGGAUGGGGAGGCGGCCAGCAGCAGCAGCAGCAGCAGCACGCGUAUCACACGCAUGAAGGCAUCGGCCCACAGACACAGCCGCACAUGGGAGUGCACGUGGGAGUGCACAUGGGAGUGGAGAAAGGCGGUGCUGCCGUGCAUGUUCCCAGACGCACCUCCGCCCUGGGUGGCCUGCUCCGCCACUCUGCCACCACCGCUACUGCUGCUGGUGUUGCUGCUCCGCGGCUCUCACAUUCACUCUCACCCUCUCCUGCAACCACAGCCACAGCUGCUCCUCUCGCAGCAGGAGGGAUAGCAGUGUGUGAAGCAGGAGUGCAAGGGAACGAGGGAUUGCAGGGAGUAGAGGCCAUGCACGGGAGGCAAGUAGGGCUACCUGGAGAUUUCCCAGGUACUGCUACUGCUCCUGGCCCCCUGGGCAGUAUUAGCGGCAGCAGCAGCAAUGGGGUGGGCGCAGGGAGCAGGGCGAGGGGGCAGGUAGCACAGGAGGCGCGGACGGGUCUGGGCGUGGCGCUGGAGCAGCCCAUGGGGGGCUGCAGAGGGCGUCAGCAAUUGGGGGAGGUGAGGGGCGGUGGGGGAAGGCAGGAAGGGGUUGCUGGGGAGUGGAUGGCGGUGGAGCAGGGGGGAACAGUAGCAGCAGCAGGAGGGGAAGUAGGGAUGGGGGUUGUGAUUGGUGUGGGUGGAGGGAUGUUGGGUGCUGUGGAUGAGGAGGGGGGCAUGGCAAAUGACGCUGAUUGGAGGGCAGACAGCUGGGGGGCUGAAGGGGGGCCCGGCAGUCAAGCAACUGGAUUAUCGGUGCCUGGACCCAGGGCGAUAGAGGAAGCAAGGGAGGAGGAGCGCGAAGAGGAGCACAUGGGGUUUGACAUGAGUGGGAGGCGGGUCGGCGAGAGAGGCGAGACGGAGGGAGUUUUUGCAUUCGACGACCCGUGGCUGGCUGCCCAAACGCACACUCUAGCCCCUGCCUCUUUGUCUCGCAGCAACACCUCUGGCUCCUCCCCAGAUGCUCCCUCACCACCCCGCCCCACCCACCCACACCGCCCCACCUCCUCCCACUUCCUCGCCUCCUCUACCCUCCAUUUAUCAUCAUCACCAGCAUCACCAGCAUCCCCAUCAGCAGCAGCUGCACCAGCAGCACCAUCACCAGGAGAAGCACCAGCAGCACCAGCACCACCAGUAGCAGCACCAGCAAGAGGUGCCUUAUCCCCCUCCUCCCAGCCCCUGGGGGCCCAUUCCCAACCCCUGCCCUCCCGCCCAUCUGCCCUCUCCCCCACUAUGAGCCUCCUCUCAAACCCCCAGCACCACUCACCGCCCCCCUGUACCCCCGAGGUCCACCCUCAGCCGUGUGCCCACCCAUCCCCCCAUGCACCAUUGUCUCCCCCUCCUCCUCGUCCGCCCCCACCUGCUCCCCCCACUCAUGCUCCUGGGGACUCCUUUCCCAGCAGCAUCUGUGGCUGCCUCGUACGUGGCAGCGAGGGGGAGAUGGAAGGCGAAGGAGGGGCUGACGAGGGCGAGCAGAAUUGGGAGGAGCAGGAGGAGAGGGUGCAGGAGCAACGAGCAGGGGAGGAGCAGGUGGGGAAGGAACGAGUGGUGGUAGAAGAGGUGGGGGGGUUAGGGCAGCAGAAGCAGCAGGGGCAGGAGGGGCAGAAAAAGCAGCUGGAGCAGCAGGAGCAGGAGUGUGGCAGGGAGCAUGGGCAAAAGGAGGUAGAGCAACAGCAGGCCGUGGCGGAUGGGGGCCUAAGGGAGGUAGAAGAGGUGUCAGAAACAGUGCCAGCGUCAGAAGCAGCCUUAGAAGCGGUGUCAGAAGUGGUGUCAGUGUCAGAAGAGGUGUCAGAAGAGGUGUCAGAAGAGGUGUCAGAAGUAGUGGUGGUGGAGGGGGUGUUGAGCGUAGAAGUGGAGAGAGAUGAGGAUACGGGAAUUGCAGUGUGUAGCUCCGGCGUGAAAGGGUCUGCAGAAGGCACUGCGAGCAGUGGUGGUGAGGCGUGCGCAGCAGGUGCAGGGGUGAGCGUGGAGAAGGAUGGAGCAGAAAUGGGAGGGAGUGAGCACGGAGGGCAGGUAGGAAACAACCACAGGGGUCCUCGUGUGGUGGCUAUUACAAGUGGUGGCAUCAAGGCAGCUAGUGCUGCUAGCAGCAACAGCUUCAGUGGCAGCGAUGCUGGUGGUGGUGGUGCUGGCAGUGGCAAGGUAGCAGUGACAGCAGCAGCUGAGGUGCCAACAGUGCGAGCAAGGAAGGGGAAGAAGAAGAAGAAAGGUCUCGUGGUAUCAGUUGCUGCCGCACCACCACCACCACCACCACCAGCAGCGCCACAACAAGCAGUACAGGCGGCCAUCAAGUCGGUUCCCAGCUCCGAGUCUUUGAAUGGCUGGGAGCUCUGA